Micromonas commoda is the source of this 2106-nucleotide messenger RNA. RefSeq lists its product as hypothetical. The coding region runs from base 1 to 2106 and encodes 701 amino acids. The transcript has a single exon. Gene Ontology annotation, molecular function: protein binding. NCBI's taxonomy places the organism in Eukaryota, Viridiplantae, Chlorophyta, Mamiellophyceae, Mamiellales, Mamiellaceae. The record is from RefSeq and is a predicted model, not a curated record.
AUGAGGGCAGCCGCCAAGACGCUCGCACAUGCAUUUACUAGCUCGCGUUGGGUCGCCAAGCGCUCACAACGCGUGCACAACAUAGUCCGGGCGACUUCAUCGACGACCGCCCCUUCACCCCUUCUUCGUCGAAACCCACGCGAAAGACCAGCCGAUGGACCUACAUACAGCUUCGACCUCGGUUCUGCAAGGGUCGCGCAGCUCCGCUUCCUCGCUUUUCACGGCUGCGGUACGAGGUAUACGGUGCUGUAUCGCGAAUGCGACAAAGUCGAGGAGCAACCGAAGGGUGGUGUCGGGCGAAGAGGGCGGAACCGUGCGGCGAAAGAGGUGAGCGACGACAUCGGCUUUGACGCCGGUGAACUCGAGUCCACGGGAGAGGGAGAUGGGCCGGGUUGGCGUGUGCGCCUCGCGAACUCGCAAGAAAUCACUCUUAAUGCGCUCAAGGAGAUAACACCUCGAGAUAUGGCCCUCGCGGCGCUCUUCGAUGACGACCUUGGCGAUGCGCGUCUAUACCGAAGAGGCGAGGAAAGAUGGCUCGCAUCGACGGCUGCACCAAAGUGGCCAGAAGAACUCCUCGCCUCCCUGGACGAGCGCGGCGUAGGCGUGCACGGUGCUAACGCGGUGACAUGCGUGGACGGGUCGUACUUCCUGGAGCUCAUGGAGCUGAGCGCGUUCCCCACACCGGUGAUUUUCCCCCACGGGGCAUGGCGGCUCCCGGGUGUCGGUCCAACUGUCCAAGGCAACUUCCGAAACCUUGCCUCAGCCGCCAUCGGAGUGGACGCGAUAGACGCUCUCAGUGCGAUCGUAAAUAACGGUGCGGGACCCGACGCGAUCGGUCGACUCACUGGCGAGCUGCCGGGCAGGGGACGCAUCCAGCUUGGGGUAGAUGGGGGAAGAGCAGGCGUUGGGUCUGCGCAUGCCGCGGUUACGGAAAAUGAGGUCACCGUGACAUUCGCUGAGGGGUCCCUGGGUCUCGGCUUCGCUCCUUUGGACUGGGAGCGACAGUUUGGUGCGCAAGUGUGGGAUGUCGAUGAUGAUUCGGCCGCAGCGGAGGCUGGCGUGGUGCCUGGCAUGGUGUUCACGCACAUCCGAGGAGAAAGCGUGGAUGGUUGGACAUUCAGUGAGAUCGACAGAGAAUUUGACGGGCCGAGGCCGCUGGAAGUAAAGUUCAACACCAAAGUGCCCGGAGCGGAGAGGCUUUACGCGGUGGAGAUGAUCGCGGAGGAGGUGACCGAGGCGUUGUUACGGCGGAAAGAUCCGGAGAUGGAAACUUUCGAUUUCGAGGAGCCUGGAGCUGUGUUUGAGGAAUCGACCGCUGCCGUUAUUUGGCGGGAGGAACCUUCCACGAUAUUUUUCGGUGACGCCGGGUCCACCACCGUGGUUCACCACGACAUCAUUGGUCAGGUCGAGCUCUGUCACGUGCUCUCGGGAUCCAAACUUCUGGCUGCUGCACCAUGGGGAAAAUCGAGUGAGGAGCUGUUGCGCAAGGCAGGCGCACGGGGUUUGUUGUCAGAUGGUAAAGACGAUGGCGAAGCAGAGGAAGGCGUUGUUUUGAGCGCACCGGUGCAUAGGUCUCUCACCUCUGAUGAGAUUGCGCUCUUGAAGCACGAUGAUCUCGCCGUGGUACUCGCAAGGCCGGGUGACUGCGUCGCUUUCUCAUCCAUUUGUGCGCACUUUGCGACAAACGGAGCAAACGAGCCUUGCGCAGCUGUCUUCCAUGGCAUCUUAACCCCAGCUUCUACGCACGUGCUCGCGUCGCAUCCAGAGCGACUCGAUCCUUUUUCAGACGAGGAGAUUGACGAGGAUGGCUUCGACGGGCACCUGACGGGUAGAGCCGUGCUUGAGGAGCUUAUUCCAGCCGGCAAGGAUGUCAUCACCGAUUAUUCCGCGGUGGACAAGAUUGACAGCGCGAUGGCAAAGGAGAGCGGGGAGAAGGGAUGGAGGAUGAACCGAAAGAUGCGGGGGAAGGCUGGUGAUGCGGCGGUGAAGCGAAGGUUUGCCGAGGCUGUCCUGAACAUGGAUUCAGCUCGUGAUGUGAGCAAAGCUCCAAAAAUGUGGACCGGCACUUCCAGGACUGUCUUCUAUGUAGAACCUGUUAUCAAAUAG